Aspergillus bombycis is the source of this 1530-nucleotide messenger RNA. RefSeq names its product TFIIH/NER complex subunit TFB2. Lineage: Eukaryota; Fungi; Ascomycota; Eurotiomycetes; Eurotiales; Aspergillaceae. Gene Ontology annotation, biological process: nucleotide-excision repair. The annotation marks the transcript as partial. Gene Ontology annotation, molecular function: double-stranded DNA binding; ATPase activator activity. The transcript is spliced from 3 exons. Gene Ontology annotation, cellular component: transcription factor TFIIH holo complex; transcription factor TFIIH core complex. The record is from RefSeq and is a predicted model, not a curated record.
UUGAUCUCUGAAUGUUACGCCUUAGCCAACCUUUGUGGCUCACAUCAUGUUGCAGAGGUGACAGCUCCUAUUUUACCCGCAGGCAAUAUGGCCAUGGCCGCCGCUCCCUCCCGUCCAUUUGAUUAUCUGGAAAGCCUGCCUGGAACGACUUUCUACAAGCUCUACCAGCAGCCAUCCACCGCCCUUGCCAUCUUCAGGCGCAUGUUGCCUGACCUGGCAAAAUGUUUUGUCAUGGCGCUUCUGUAUCUUAAAGACCCUCUCCCAGCAACAGAUCUGGAGGUCUGGGUUAAGGCAGAAAGCUUAAAGGAGCGAGAUAAUGCAUUGUCAAUACUGGGUCGACUACAUAUUCUAUCUAACACCGUGAUCGCAGAUAACGUUCGCGCGUACAAAGUCACCGAUCCGUUUGCCUCAUCGCUCCGUCAGGCGCUGACAGGCGCUGAAAAGACCCAGUCCUUUGGUGUACUCUCGCAUUUAUCAGAUGGAGCAGCCGUUUCCAUAGCCGAAUUGGACGAGUACGCCCGGCGUCAGUGGGAGGGGGUAUUGGGAUACAUGGUCGGAACUAGUGGACUUGGUAUUCAGCGCGAUGUCAACCUGAGCAAAGGCGUGAAGCAACUUUUGCAGGCUGGGCACCUUGUCGAGAUUCGAGAUCGUCGCGUAGAGAUCACGCAAGAUGGAUUCGCGUUUGUUCUACAGGAUGUCAGCACCCAAGUUUGGCACAUUCUUAUGCUCUAUGUUGAAAGCGCGGACGCCAUCGGAAUGAGCAGCGUGGAGGUCCUCUCGUUCGUUUUCUUGCUGAGCAGCUUGGAGCUUGGAAAAUCGUACGAUAAGAAGCAUCUGACAUCUAAUCAACUCCGUACUCUGACGGAUCUGGCGGACUUUGGCAUUGUCUACCAAGAUUCCCCGGAUACCAGUCAUUUCUACCCCACCCGCCUCGCUACUACUCUUACCUCCGACUCCAGCGCUUUGAGCAACCCUAUUUCAGGUUCCCUCUCCGGCCCCUCUGGCACAGGCUCAAACAAGGCAGGAUCUGGAUUCAUCAUCGUCGAAACAAACUACCGACUGUAUGCAUAUACCUCUUCGCCGCUACAGAUCUCUCUUAUUGCACUGUUUACUACACUUAAGUACCGAUUUCCCAACCUGAUCACUGGCAAAAUUACCCGCCAGUCGGUACGCCGCGCCAUAGAGAUGGGUAUCACUGCUGACCAAAUUAUCUCGUACCUGGCUACCCACGCUCACCCUCAAAUGCGCAAACAUAAUGUCUCCCGAUCUACGUCCAACCAGGCUGGAAUACCGCCAUCUGUUCUGCCCCCAACGGUCACUGAUCAGAUUCGGCUUUGGCAACUUGAACGAGAUCGCGUCAAAGCAACCCCUGGCUUCUUAUUCAAGGACUUUGUUAGUUUGGCAGAAUAUGAGGCUCCAUGUCGGUACGCUGAAGAGAUCGGGGUUCUCGUCUGGAAAUCAGACCGAAAGCGGAUGUUCUUUGUAACGAGGCAUGAGCAAGUUGCAGCUUUUUUGAGGAGUAGGAAAUAG